This is a messenger RNA of Cygnus atratus (black swan), 3231 nucleotides long. It is a transcript of the gene NFKB2, whose product is annotated as nuclear factor kappa B subunit 2. Gene Ontology annotation, cellular component: cytoplasm. Gene Ontology annotation, molecular function: protein binding; RNA polymerase II cis-regulatory region sequence-specific DNA binding; DNA-binding transcription factor activity, RNA polymerase II-specific. Bases 230 to 3040 code for a protein of 936 amino acids. The record is from RefSeq and is a predicted model, not a curated record. Gene Ontology annotation, biological process: cellular response to stress; canonical NF-kappaB signal transduction; inflammatory response. NCBI's taxonomy places the organism in Eukaryota, Metazoa, Chordata, Aves, Anseriformes, Anatidae. The transcript has 24 exons.
AAGCCCCGGGAGGCGGGGCAGGGCCGGGACUUUCCCGGGGCAGCGGCGGGAGCGCGGCGCCGAGCGGGGCUGGGGCCGGAGUGAGGAAAAGGAAUGCGGAGAAAGAGAGCGUGCCCUGCUCCGCUCUGAUCCUGCCCCUUUGCUAGAAGCCUCCGGUGCUUUCCCGCUGCCGGGCAGACCCUGACCCCGGCGGGACCCGUGUCUGCGGCUGCUGGCAGUCCCCGCGGCGAUGCUGGGGCUGGACGGGCUGCUGAGGCCUGCCUCUUCCUCUGCGGCCGGCGGCCGGCCCCGCGCCGACAUGGACGAGCACUUCCAGCCCUGCCUGGAUGGGAUCGACUACGACGACUUCAAUUUUGGCACCCACAUGAUGGAGCAGAAGGAGCCCCUGAUGCAGACGGAAGGCCCCUACCUCAUCAUCAUCGAGCAGCCGAAGCAGCGGGGUUUCCGAUUUCGGUAUGGCUGCGAGGGCCCUUCACACGGGGGGCUGCCGGGAGCAUCCAGCGAGAAGGGGCGCAAGACGUACCCCACCGUCAAGAUCUGCAACUACAUAGGGAUGGCCCGGAUCGAGGUGGACCUGGUGACACACAGCGACCCUCCCCGCGUCCACGCCCACAGCCUGGUGGGCAAGCAGUGCAACGAGGCCGGCAACUGCGUGGCCAUCGUGGGACCCAAGGACAUGACCGCGCAGUUCAGCAACCUGGGUGUGCUGCACGUCACCAAGAAGAACAUGAUGGAGAUCAUGAAGGAAAAGCUGAAGCAGCAGAAGAUUCGCAACACGAAUAGCCUGCUGACAGAAGCCGAGCUGCGAGAGAUCGAGCUGGAGGCGAAGGAGCUGAAGAAGGUGAUGGACCUCAGCAUCGUGCGGUUGCGCUUCACCGCCUACCUUCGUGACAGCAGCGGGAACUUCACGCUGGCCCUGCAGCCCGUCAUCUCGGACCCCAUCCACGACAGCAAGUCCCCUGGAGCUUCCAACCUGAAGAUCUCGCGGAUGGAUAAGACGGCAGGCUCGGUGCGGGGCGGGGAUGAGGUCUACUUGCUGUGCGACAAGGUCCAGAAAGAUGACAUCGAGGUGCGCUUCUACGAGGAUGAUGAGAACGGCUGGCAGGCCUUCGGGGACUUCUCCCCCACGGACGUGCACAAGCAGUACGCCAUCGUCUUCCGCACGCCCCCCUACCACAAACCCAAGAUCGACCGUCCUGUCACCGUCUUCCUGCAGCUGAAGCGGAAGCGAGGGGGGGACGUGAGCGACUCGAAGCAGUUCACCUACUACCCCGUGGUGGAAGAUAAGGAGGAGGUGGAGAGGAAGCGCAAGAAAGUCCUGCCCCAGUUUCCCCAGCACUUUGGUGGGGGCUCGCACAUGGGGGGAGCCGGCGGCGGUGCCGGGGGCUUCGGAUCGGGAGGAGGUGGGAACCUCAGCUUCCCCUACUCGCCUGGGCUGGCGUACAACAGCAUCUACUCGACCGGCCCGCACCCUGUGGGGGGGUACCAGGGCGGCGUGCAGAUGAAGGCCCCCAGCGUGGACGGGGAUGAGGGCGACAGGCAGGUGCCUACGGACAGCAUAUACUGCAAGGAGCUGCAGAAGCACGCCCAGAUCUGUCACCUGUGGAUGCUGGCCCUGGCGCGCCGCAACGCUCACGCCCUGCUCGACUACUCGGUCACCGCAGACCCCCGCAUGCUGCUGGCUGUCCAGAGGCACCUGGCCGCCUCGCAGGACGAGAACGGGGACACGCCUUUGCACCUUGCUAUUAUCCAUGAGCAGACAGCUGUGAUCAAGCAGCUGAUCGACGUGGUCAUUAGCAUCCCCAGCCCUCAGAUCAUCAACAUCACCAACAACCUGCAGCAGACGCCGCUGCACUUGGCGGUCAUCACCAAGCAGCCCCAGGUGGUGCAGCUCCUGCUGCAAGCCCGUGCAGACCCCACCUUGCUGGACCGCUACGGCAAUUCCCUGCUGCACCUGGCGCUCCACACGGGCGAUGAAGAGAUGGUGAGGACGCUGCUGACCCACCUGGGUGCGGCUGCCCCGUACCUGCUGCGCCUGCCCAACUUUUACGGCCUCCUGCCUGUGCACCUGGCUGUGAAGGCGAAGAGCCCGGCCUGCCUGGACCUGCUGGUCAGGAAGGGGGCGGACGUGAACGCCAUGGAGAUGCAGGGCGGGAGGACCCCGCUGCACCUGGCCGUGGAGAUGGAGAACCUCAACAUGGCCACCCACCUGGUGAAGAAGCUGGGAGCAGAUGUCAACAGCCGGACCUUCGCUGGGAACACCCCCCUGCACCUGGCCGCCGGCCUGGGCUCCCCCACGCUCACCAAGCUGCUCCUCAAAGCAGGGGCAGAUGUGCAGAACGAGAACGACGAGCCCAUCAGCCCCUCCUCAUCGGAGGCAAGCAGUGACACGGACGCCGACCCCGAGGAGCAGGAGGUGAGCAUGGAGCUGGGGGAGCCGUCCCCAGCCACGCUGUGUGGCCCCAGCCCCCAUCCUGACCCUGAGGAGGAACAGGAGGAGACAGGGCCCCGACCGCGCCGCUGCCACACGCCGUUGGACCUGACCCGUAGCCAGAAGGUGCGGGACAUCCUCCUGCAAGCCUCCCAGCCAGGCCCCAAGGCGGAGCUGACCGCUGUCCCCCGUGCAGGGAACGUCCUGUCCCUGGACAACGACGCGCUGCAGGGCUUGGAGCAGCUGCUGAACCAGGACAGCAGCGGGUCUGACUGGAUGGAGCUGGCCAAGCGGCUGGGGCUCUGCAGCCUGGUGGAGACCUACAAGGACACCCCCUCGCCCAGCGUCAGCCUGCUGCGCAGCUACGAGCUGGCCGGGGGCAGCCUGGGAGGGCUGCUGGAGGCGCUGGACUCCAUGGGGCUGCGCAAGGCCGUCAGGAUGCUGCGCAAAACCGAGGCGCAGGAGAAGCUGCAGAGCACAGAGAUCAAGGAGGACAGCGCCUACGGGAGCGAGUCGGUGGAGGAGGAGCAGGUGCCUGCCCUGGCCCUGAAGCCAGGGCCGGUGCCAGCAGGCGAGCUGCCCCACAGCCAGCAGCAGCAGGUGCACUGAGGGGCCGGGGGGGCCGUGCUGCCCCCCGCCCUGCCCAUCCCAUCCCACACAAGUGCCUUCUGGACUGGGAGCCUACGCCGCAGCCCCGGCUGCCUGGACGCUCGGGGGCGGGAUGCAGCCUGCCCCGGCCCCUCUCUGCUCUUAUUUAACGGUCCCUCCCUCGCCUGGUGAAUAAAGGGACACGGUUUCCA